UGAAAAAACACCAACAAAGAAGAAGAAGGAGCCAGCAGAAGGAGCUUCCGGGGACAUUGAAGCAGAACCGUCCCUUUGCCCGCAGCCUCCUGUCGUGAGCGUCAUCAUGGCUUUCCUCUGCAGAAGUGCGGCUUCGCUGCUGAAGUCCUCGCGAGCAGCGCCGGCCGCCAUGUGCGCGGCGCGCGGCUACAGCGCAGGUGGUCAAUACGAGUACAUCUUGGUGGAAAAGCGAGGCGAGAAGAGCGAUGUGGGUUUCAUCCAGCUGAACCGGCCCAAGGCUCUCAACGCUCUGUGCGACGGGCUGAUGAGGGAGCUGGGGGAGGCCCUGGACGCCUUCGAGGCCGACGGCGAGGUCGGCGCCAUCGUCCUCACCGGCAGUGAAAAAGCCUUCGCUGCCGGGGCGGACAUCAAAGAGAUGCAGAACCGGACCUUCCAGGAGUGUUACGGUGGGAACUUCCUGGCUCACUGGAACAGAGUGUCCACGGUGAAGAAGCCCGUGAUUGCCGCUGUCAAUGGAUUUGCUCUCGGCGGAGGCUGUGAGCUGGCGAUGAUGUGCGACAUCAUCUACGCUGGAGAGAAGGCUCAGUUUGGGCAACCAGAGAUCCUUUUGGGGACCAUUCCUGGGGCGGGGGGCACCCAGCGUCUGACGCGUGCGGUGGGCAAGUCCCUGGCCAUGGAGAUGGUGCUUACAGGGGACCGAAUCAAUGCACAAAACGCCAAGCAAUCAGGUUUGGUGAGUAAAAUCUAUCCGGUGGACCAGUUGGUGACUGAAGCCGUUAAAUGUGGCGAAAAAAUUUCUGCCAACUCCAAACUGGUCUGUGCCAUGGCUAAAGAGGCUGUUAAUGCUGCUUUCGAACUGACUCUGGCUGAGGGUAAUCGUUUGGAAAAGCGCUUGUUCCACGCCACCUUCGCUACAGAUGAUCGUAAAGAAGGCAUGACCGCAUUUGUCGAGAAGAGGAAGGCCAGUUUCCAAGAUAAUUAAAAACAAAAGAGCUCGACCAAGGACGCAAAGUCAGUCAUUUCCUCAUCUGCAGUGAGGCAGAAGUUCUGAUUUGUAGUGGUUCGAAGGAGAUGUUUGGAUCCGGAAGUGGCACUAAGUGAUUGCAGUGAAGCUCCACCUGUUUGAACACUUACUCUGCUCGUGAGUAUUCGGUAGAAAUAGUCUUGAUGAUUUUAACUGACUUUGCCUUUUCAUUUUCACUCAAAUAUUUGUCCUGCAUUUUGAAGGCCUCUGAUUUUUCUGUACAUUUUGCAAAUAAAUCUCUCAAAUGGG
This is a messenger RNA of Pungitius pungitius (ninespine stickleback), 1273 nucleotides long. It is a transcript of the gene echs1, whose product is annotated as enoyl CoA hydratase, short chain, 1, mitochondrial. Gene Ontology annotation, cellular component: mitochondrion. Lineage: Eukaryota; Metazoa; Chordata; Actinopteri; Perciformes; Gasterosteidae. The record is from RefSeq and is a predicted model, not a curated record. Gene Ontology annotation, biological process: fatty acid beta-oxidation. Gene Ontology annotation, molecular function: enoyl-CoA hydratase activity. The coding region runs from base 107 to 982 and encodes 291 amino acids. The transcript has 8 exons.